AUGCCCAGGGAGACCCGCUCGCGGAGCCAGCCCAGAGAGGCGGGCACCCCGCCCCCUGAAACUGGGCGCCGGAGUCGCCGGGGCGCCAGAGGAGAAGCCCCUGGCCUCAGCCCAGCAUUUUUGUGGAUGUGGGGCCUGAAGCGGUGCUCCAGUUGGAAGAACUCCCUGCUUUCCCACCUGGAAUCACUGGAGCUGGGAUUUCUCAAGUUGAGGAGCCACAGCAGCGAGCAGGUGCGCGCAGAGCUGCCAGGCUGCCGCCUGCUCCGACCGCAGGCCAAGAGGGGGACCCAGGGCAGAGAGGCGGCUGCGGAGCUCGCGCGCUGCCUGCUGGACACCAUUGUGGCUCAUACAGCCUCGCCCCUGCUGUCCCUGGGCCCCCAGCUGAGCCUGCAGGAGGACAGCCCAGUGGUCAGUCUAACCGUGGACAACGUGCACCUGGAACAUGGCUUUGUACAAGUACAUGAGCACGACUGGCGGCCGUGCCACGUGCUGGAGAAGAUCGUGGAGCCCUAGGGCUGCUUUGGCCUCAUUGCCAAGGUCUUGUGGGCCUUUGCUACCAAGGACAGCGUAUUCAUGCAGAACUGUCGAAGUCUCAUGGCCCUGAGCAGCACCAUCAUUCCCAUGCCCCACUACGAGUUUCACAACAUCUGUGACACCAAGCUGGAGAGCAUCAACCAGAAGAUUGCCUGCUACCAGCAGUUUGCAGCCCAGCUGAAGAGCAGAGUCAGCCUGCCCUUCAACUUGGAGCCCCACACACUGUCUGGCCUGGACGUCUGCCCCACCAACUGCCACAUCAGCCUCAUAGAAGUGUCCCACCCCAAGGCCACUCCCUCAGUAGGCAGGUCCUUCAGCAUCUGCUUUGGCCUCAAGCCCUCCCUCAUUGACCUCGAUGCAAAGUACCUCUCUCCCUUUCUCAUGUCCUGUACCCAGCACUGUAUCACCACCAGGGCCAGCGGGUGGGGGGGGGUGCUGAGCUAGGAAGACUGGGGCCUGAGCUUCCUACUCAAGCAGGAGGACCAUGAGAUCCAGGACACCUACCUGCAGCUCUUUACCAAGCUGGACGUGGCCCUGAAGGAGAUGAAGCAAUACGUCACCCAAAUUAACAGGCCGCUGUCCACCAACACGGAGCCCACCUCAGGGGCAUCCUGCAACCCACCCUUGGCCGAGGAGUCCUCUUCCUCCCCGCUGGUCAGUGAAGAGAGUGGGAUGGACAGGACUGACCACAGGGACAUCAAAAAUGUGUGCUUCAAGGUGUCUGAGAAGGAUCAGGAGGACUUGGGCCACGACACCAUGAGCUACUGCGACUCCUACAGCAAGUGUAACAGCAACUGGGACUUGGUCCUGUCCUGUACCAGCAUGAGAAGCAACAGCUCUGACCUGGGCAGUGAUGAGAUGGGGUCUGGAGAUGAGCUGCCCUGUGACAUGCGAAUUCUGUCAGACAAGUAAGACAAGCUCCAAGGCUGCCUAGAGCAUCUCUUUAACCAGGUGGAUUCCAUCAAUGCCCUCCUCAAGGGGCUGGUCAUGAGCAGGGCUUUUGAAGAGACCAAGCAUUUCCCCAUGGACCACAACCUGCAAGAGUUCAAACAGAAAGAAGAGUGUACAAUCCGUGGCUGGAACUUGAUCCAGGUCAGCAUCCAGUAUUACCCCUGGAACCUCCCCAACUCCAUCAAGAUCAUGGUGGACAACAUUCAGAGAUAUGUGGAAGACAGGAAGAUCCAGCUGCUUCUGGCCUUGCUGAAGUGCACAGACACAGAGCUGCAGCUGUGCGGGGACAUCAUCUUCUGCCAGGUACUGUUGGCCACCAUGUGCACCUUCUCUGAGCAGCUGAUGGCUGCCCUCAGCUACCACUACAACAAUGGGGAGUAUGACGAGAGCAGCCGUGAUGCCAGCCGCAAGUGGCUGGAGCUGGUGGUGACCACGGGUGUCCUGCUGCACUGCCAGUCCCUGCUCUCACUGGCCAUGAAAGAAGAACGGAUCAUGCUGGAAGACAUCUGGGUGACCCUGUCAGAGCUGAACAAUGUCAUCUUUUCUUUUAAGCAGCUGGACAAGAACUAUGUUGCCAAUGCCAACGUCUCCUACCACAUCAAGGGCAGCUGGCAGGUCCUGAAGGUCCUCUUCUACCUCGACAGCUACCACUGCUCCAUGCUGCCUUUGCACCUGGAGGGUGGGGACUGCCUGAAGUUGCACACUGUGCUCUUCAUGAAAGCUCUGGAGAAUGUGGAGGGGCCACCUCCUUCAGGCAGCCAGGCCGUGGAAGAUUUGCAGCAGGAGAUCAAUGCUCAGUCCCUGCAAAAAGUCCAGCAGUAUUAUCGCAAACUCAGGGCGUUCUACCUGGAACGGUCCAACCUGCCCACAGAUGCCAGCACCACAGCAGUGAAGAUAGACCAGCUGAUCUGCCCCAUCAAUGCCCUGGAUGAACUCAGCCACCUCAUGAAGUCCCUAGUCCACCCCAAGCCCGGUGCCCACCUCAUCCUCUCCUCAGAGCUCUGCUACCACCUGGGGGCCUGCCAGAUCGCCAUGUGUGGCUCAUGUAUGCAGAGGAGCACCCUGAGCGUGUCCCUGGAGAAGGCAACCAUCCUGGCCCAGAGCCACGGGUUGCUGCCCAAGUGCAUCAUGCAGCCCACGGCCAUCAUGCACAAGCAGGGCCCUUGGGUGGAGAUCUAGGCCAAGAACCUGUGCCUCAAGGACCAGAUGCCCCAGGGUGCACCGUGGUGGAGUGAAGAACAGGUGACCUUAACUGAUCCAGCCUCAGUAAACCUUUCAGCCACUUGUAGAAAUGCCAGAGUGCUGGGCCAGUUUGAGAGUCUGAUUGGCUGUGACACUGUCAUUCCUGUGGUCUUUGGAGAUCUGACUGCCCUGCUGCCUGAAGCUCAGCAGUGGCCUUUCUGCUUGAAGCCAGAGCUCAGAGCCCUCCAGUGUAGCUCUGGUGGCUGGGGGACAACUGCAUCUGAGUUCCUGGGUGCAGGGCCUGACUGGGAAGGAGGUUAUGGCUGUCUGUGA
Messenger RNA from Carlito syrichta (Philippine tarsier), 3000 nucleotides. RefSeq names its product phosphatidylinositol 3,4,5-trisphosphate-dependent Rac exchanger 1 protein-like. NCBI's taxonomy places the organism in Eukaryota, Metazoa, Chordata, Mammalia, Primates, Tarsiidae. The record is from RefSeq and is a predicted model, not a curated record.